This is a messenger RNA of Staurois parvus, 255 nucleotides long. NCBI's taxonomy places the organism in Eukaryota, Metazoa, Chordata, Amphibia, Anura, Ranidae. The record is from the annotation of a GenBank genome assembly.
GCCCCACUCAACUUGGUGUCAGUGGGGGCAGGAAUAGUGCCCUGUCAUUGUGCCCCAUCAUUGAUGUCAGUGUGGGGGGGGGGGGAUAGUGCCCCAUCAUUGGUGUCAGUGGGAGGAAUAGUACCCCAUCAUUGGUGUCAGUGGGGGAAGGAAAAGUGUUCCAUCAUUGGUGUCAGUGGGGGGGGGUGGAGUAGUGCCCCAUCAUUGGUGUCAGUGGGGGGAGUAAUAGUGCCCCAUCGUUUGUGUCAGUGGGGG